Chelmon rostratus (copperband butterflyfish) is the source of this 3338-nucleotide messenger RNA. It is a transcript of the gene cd99, whose product is annotated as CD99 molecule. Gene Ontology annotation, biological process: positive regulation of neutrophil extravasation; homotypic cell-cell adhesion; T cell extravasation. The record is from RefSeq and is a predicted model, not a curated record. Lineage: Eukaryota; Metazoa; Chordata; Actinopteri; Chaetodontiformes; Chaetodontidae. The transcript has 15 exons. The coding region runs from base 167 to 934 and encodes 255 amino acids.
GCGAAGUUGACUCACUACGAACUGUAACGAGACACCAGGCGAGGUUUAGCAGUCCGGUCAGGACGAGAAAGCUGUGCCCGCAAACACUCGGCUAGCUAGCUAAAAGAGAGACCCGCGAAGGCGUCGCGGCUCACAGCGUUAAAACUCGCCCGAAGUUCGUGUCAAAAUGAAGUUUUGUUUGAGGAUUGUGCCACUUCUUUUUCUUGUUGCUGGGACGUUAACGCAAGACUUUGACCUGUUUGAUGCUUUGGAUGAUGUAGCACCAACCCCUGCAAAACCCAAAGAGCAACCGAAGGCCCCAGAGAAGCCGAAAACUGAUGGUGGCUUUGGAUUAGAUUUGGGGGACGCUCUUGGCCCAGACCCCACUCCCAAACCUGACAAACCAGCUGUGAAACCACCAAAGAGCAGAGGGGGUGGCUUUGGACUUGAUUUGGAGGAUGCUCUCGGCCCAGACCCCACUCCCAAACCUGACAAACCAGCUGUGAAACCACCAAGUAGCGGAGGUGGUGGCUUUGGACUUGAUUUGGAGGAUGCUCUCGGCCCAGACCCCAACCCCAAACCUGACAAACCUGCAGUUAAACCACCAAAGGGUGGAGGGGGUGGUGGAUCUUUUGAUGACUCAGACUUGCUAGAUGUUAGCGGUGGGGACUACAAGCCCGAAGGAGGCCGCCCGGGUGGAGGCCAUCCAGAGGACCCUGGCUACAAUCCUCAGGGUGGUGCUGACCAGCCUCAAGAAGCUGGAUCUGGACAGAUUGCAGGAAUUGUCAGCGCCGUAGGAGUCGCUCUUCUGGGAGCAGCAUCCAGUUACUUCGCUUAUCAGAAGAAAAAGCUCUGCUUCAAGCUGCAGGGAGGGGCAGAUCCAGAGAGCGGUAAAGGCCAUCAAGGUACUCAGUCUGAUCCUCAAGUGUUCAGCAACCUGCUGAGGACGUCCUAGACACCGUCUGCACAAGACAAGUCAGUGGCCUUCUCUGCGAAACUCACCGUCGUUCGACUUUCAAUCAUUUGUCACCUUUGAUCUAAAAAUGAGACUUCUCUGGGUCUUUCUACAGCCUCCUAGUUUAAACCAUGAAUGCAACUUAAGCCUAAAUGAAGUUGUGCGUUGUGUAUCGUUUAUUUUUCCGUUCACUAAACAAAAAUCAAUCCUAGUCGUCAGUGGAGCUGCUUUGAUUAAUUCAGUGAUUUUUUCUGCGUAUAUUUGUUUUACACAGAUCUCUGUGUUUGUGUGCUUUGUCUGUUUCUAACUACUGUACACGUGAAUGCAUCGUUUUGUUUCCCUUAACUGCAGAAGUGUGUUUAAUUUAACAGAGGUGCUACAUGGGAAGGGCUCACUGCAUCAUGCAAGUCAAUUUUUUUUUUUACAGAAACGAUGUUCUAAACCGAAACCGUCUGAGCAUUGAUUGUAGCAGACCCCCUGCAGACGGCAUGCCUCAGAGUGGAUGGAGAGUAUUGUCUUUUGCACCUUAAAUCCUGAAGGGUUUGCUCUCCCCAAUCACAAUGAAAAAAAACAAGACAUCUGUGGUGUCCCGCCAUUCUUUUAUUUUCUGUCUCUGCAAUGUCUGCCUCUAACUUUUUUUGUUUUUUUCUUGUUUUUGCGAACUGACCCUUUAAUGCACUCCUCAGCCGAUAUCAUUGUACCACAGUGGCUCACGUUUUAAAUUCAGCACACUGUGCAUUUCCAAAGCACAAAUUCAAUUAUUACAAUAACAGUCAUGUCAUGCUCACCACACUGCUGCCAUCAAUACUUCCUUUUAUCACAAAUGCUUUUUUCUUUUUUUAACCACUGUUAUGCAACCCAAGACAUCUUGCAGAUGUUUCAAACUAAAAGCCUACUAGGAACAGCCUACUUUGUAGCUGCUGGAAGGCUUUUAAUGUGAAGUCGGUGUCUCAGGAAGUGUUGGGUUUGAUUGAUGGUAACAGCAAUGUAAAGAAAAACAGCAAAACGUCAGCAAUUGGAAAUAAUUCAUGAAUAAAAACAUUAUUAUUAGAGAAGAGAAGCUUGAGAGAACCAAGUGGUAAGUAUGACAUAACUCUGUUAUUGUGCUGCUUGAAUUAGUGGAAAUAUUCAAUGUCCUGAAUUUCUAAAGAAAGACUAAACACAGAGGGAGUGGUGUUCGCAUCAACAGAAAGCAGCAUCAGCAGCUGAUUGACUACUUAAACUUGAUAAAACAUACUUUUUAAAGAGGAAAUUUCAAAUUCAGGCCUGCUUCAAAUAAACGCCAUGUUCUCACUGUUGUUGAGGUAAAUAAAGGUUCUGGCUGCUGUUCUCCUUUUCACAGCGCAACACAACGUUGUUUGAAGUUGUACUGACGUAAUUAUCAUGGAACUGGAUCUGAUCCAGCAGAAGGAGCUUUUUUUUAAAACAUAAAAAAGUGAUUGUGAUGACACAAAGACACUUACUACAUGUAUACAUCCAGGAAAUGUACACAGUUUAGUGGCAUGUGAGAUUGCUUAGGAUUGUUUUUUUUAAUCACGCAUAAAAUUGUAGCAUACAGUAUAAGUAUCAGCGAUUUGUUUGUUGUUUUGUUGGAGAUUGAUCCUAGAGUUUGUGCUUUGCGAAAGUCUUAUUUUCUUACAGCUGCACCAAUCAAUACCUCAGCAGUUGGCGGAGAGCAAUGGGCUGCCCAUGUGUCUGCUAACAUGUUAGCCAUAACUUCAUGAGGUUAAAUGCCUUUCCACUGCCCCCUAGUGAUAGAAAAAAAGGACAAAUGCAGCUUUAAAACAAGUGAGACAUGAAACAAACUUGAAACAAGAUGGUUUUUUUUUGGUUCGUUGUAAGAAAAUAAGCUUUUCAGGGAUCAAUCAUAGACAGACGGAUAAGAUGGAGACUUUUUGCAGUCUGCAUUUUUUACUCAGCUUUGAUGCUCCGAUUGCUUGCCAGCAGAGCAGCUGAGGCCAUGCUGAUGCACUUUUCUGUGUAAUUAUGAUAAUCAACAAGUUUUCUGCAUUGUCAGUCAUGCUGGGUCCCUCAGACUCGCCCAUGUGUCUUCAGUUUGAGUCACAAAUGAACAAGAAGUAUCACAAAAUCAGAGUUUUGGUAUUGCUAAAAUAUUGAGAUGAGCUGCACCCUCGCUGGCUGUAAAUACUUGAGAAUGAUGUGUACAGACGCCUGCUGACUUUUGCGCUCGGCCUGAUGUUGCAGUGUGCUUUGAGCAUUUCAGUAUGAACAACCAUGAUCUCAAUUUGUGUAUUUCUGGAGAUUUUUGUAUGCAAACUUGUUUCAGUUUCACGAUCGUAGACUUGAUGCAUGUAUGUUACAUCUGAUGAUCGGAGCAAUGUUACUUUCGUGUGUGGAUUUAAAGUGUGUGUACAUGUUUUCAAUAAAGUGGUGUUGUACAGUU